CCCUCCUGCCGUAUUUACAGCGCUCUAAAACACAUAGAAUUUUGCCACUUGUAUGCAUCACUUUUGUUGGCAAAAAAAAAUCCUUUAUUUUCUAGAGCUACUACAAGGGCUUCUCUUUCUCCCCCUUUUGUUCUUUUAUCUAUUUUUAAGGAGGGGGCAGCAGAAGUUCAUCUCAUUGUUUGACUUCACACCUUUUUGGGCAUUUUCUAGCGGUCAUUGAGAAGAGAGAAUCCUAGGAAUGCUGAAAGAUGUGUUUUAGUGUCUGGAAUGCUAAAACUGAUCGUCUUAGACUUUGAGCUUAAUAGAGUUGCCGUUUCUCAUUCUUGAGAAGAUUGAGCCAGGGUACUGCGAUCGCAGCAUCGUUGUUUGUGCCAACACGCAAAGUGCAUGGAGUAACUGUUCAUUGCCUGCUGCAUUAAAAAAAAAAAAAAAAUUGUGCGUGGAUGGUUGAGUGAUACUAUUUAUCAAAGUUCUGCAAAUAAGUAUUACCAGGUUUGAUAGUUUUUUUUAUGGCGAAAAAAGAAAGCAUACUGAUGGAGCGCUAUGAAUUGGGGAGAUUAUUAGGUCAAGGCACAUUUGCGAAAGUUUUCUAUGCUAGGAAUAUCAAGACUGGGCAGGGUGUCGCCAUCAAAGUCAUAGACAAGGAAAAAGUUCUCAGGGUCGGGCUCAUGAAUCAGAUCAAACGGGAAAUAUCUGUUAUGAGACUAGUCAGACAUCCAAAUAUCGUGCAUCUUUAUGAAGUCAUGGCGACAAAAACCAAGAUUUAUUUCGUCAUGGAAUAUGCUAAAGGAGGUGAACUCUUUAACAAGGUAGCUAGGGGAAAGCUAAAAGAGGACAUCGCACGAAAAUAUUUUCAACAGUUGAUAAAUGCUGUCGAUUUCUGCCAUAGUAGGGGUGUCUAUCACCGGGAUUUGAAACCCGAAAACUUACUCUUAGACGAAAACGAAAACUUAAAAAUAUCGGAUUUCGGUUUAAGUGCUCUGGUUGAGUCGAAGCACCAAGACGGACUCCUCCACACGACGUGUGGGACCCCGGCUUAUGUCGCUCCGGAGGUGAUCAACAGGAAAGGGUACGACGGGGCUAAGGCCGAUAUUUGGUCAUGUGGGGUCGUGUUAUUCGUUCUGUUGGCCGGUUAUCUUCCGUUUGAACACGAGAAUUUGAUGGAGAUGUAUCGGAAGAUUGGCAAAGCGGAAUUCAAAUGUCCAAGUUGGUUUCCGCCUGAAGCCCGACGACUACUUUGGAGAAUGUUGGAUCCGAAUCCGAGUACGAGAAUUUCACUUGCAAAAAUUAGAGGAAGUUCUUGGUUCAAGAAGGGAAUUUCGGUUUCCUCUAAAUCUACUGUAGUAGACGAAGUAAGUAGUACGGAGGAACCUUGUUUAAAGAAAGAUGAGGUGGCGGCUUGGAUUCCGAAGUUGAAUGCAUUUGAUAUCAUUUCCCUUUAUGCUAAGUUUGAUUUAUCCAAAUUAUUUGAGGAACCUUGUUUAAAGAAAGAAGCUAAAUUCACGUCGUGGAAACCUGCGUCAGUGAUCAUAUCAAAGCUGGAAAAUAUUGCUAAACGUCUUAAGUUGAAAGUUAGCAAAAGGGGCGAAGGAUUAUUGAGGUUUGAGGGUACGAAGGAAGGAAGAAAGGGGAUUUUAUGUAUUGACGUGGAGAUCUUCGAGGUCGUUGAAGCUUUUCAUUUGGUGGAAGUGAAAAAAUCAAACGGGGAUACAAUGGAGUAUCAGCAGAUAUUGAACCAGGGCCUAAGACCAGGUCUUCAAGAUAUUGUUUGGACUUGGCAAGACGAUCAGCAACCUGAGCAGUCAGAAGAACAGUUAAAUGAGCAGCCAAAUAGUCAACUACAGCAGCAAAAAAAUUUAGAUAACCAGCAACAACCUCUGGAGCAGCAACAACAGCAACAACAACUGCUUCUCCAAAAACAUGUGAUUCAGCAAGAGCAGUUACCUUAAUUACCAUAUACUGCCUUGCUCACAUUUUGUCGUUUGUCAUUUGGAUAUUCCUGCAAAGAAAUUGUGACCAAAUUACCAAAGGCUGGCAGUGAAGUCCUCCCAUGGCGACAACCAUCGUGACUGAUAGUUCAUGUAUGUGAGAUUACAUGGUUUAACUAUUUAGCCAUGCACCGUGUCCAUAUCUGCUUGCUUACUUGCAUAUGUGAUUCACACUUAUAUGCGGUUUGGAGUUGAUAAGUCUGGAGUAAUCCAUGGCUUGAAUGGUCAGCGGUUAUAGUUCACAUUGAUAUAUGGUUUGAGCUGAUGAGUCGGUGUGAACCAUUAUUUGGAUGUUAGUGGUUAUGGAGUUAUGGACUUUGGUUAUUGCGCGUGGGUAGAUGCAGGGGCUGAGCUAGGUGGAUGCAAAGGGGGGUCCCGAUGAAUUCUUUUGUCGGAAAGUCAUACUGUGCUAAUAGGGUAAAAAUGAAUGUUUUGGAUAUAUAUAUUUAUGUGUGUAUAUAAAUUGUUGAAUCCUCUUUUCUAGUGACAAAGUUGAGUUCAAAUGUUGCUUUACCUCAGCAUUUUUGUUUGUUUGUUUGUUUUGAAGUUCGCUUGUUAGAAUUUCUGGUUCGGCCACUGUCUAGAUAUACAUUUUGUUGUUCAGGCUCCCUAAUCAGGGUGUUGUUUGUACGGUAUAUCUCUCUCAAGUGUAAAUGCUUUCUAUUAUACUCUGUGUCCUCUCAUAAAUGUCAGUGUGUGCUUGAAUCA
Molecule: messenger RNA, 2696 nt
Organism: Lycium ferocissimum
Lineage: Eukaryota; Viridiplantae; Streptophyta; Magnoliopsida; Solanales; Solanaceae
Product: CBL-interacting protein kinase 2-like
Exons: 2
Coding region: 510-1949 (479 amino acids)
Biological process (GO): protein phosphorylation; signal transduction
Molecular function (GO): ATP binding; protein kinase activity
Source: RefSeq, a predicted model, not a curated record